UCAAACGAGCGAUAAGGAAUUAAUAACAAACAAACCAAAAUGCAUAAUUUCGAUGCUGCAAUUUCGAUUCCUAGUGUACAAAAUGAUACCAACGAAUUCGACGAAUACAUUAAAUCAGAGCUAGCAGACUAUGAUCCGGAGGUUAAUGGAAAUGAUCGAAUGGAGGAAAAGGUUUCCACUGUACAAGACGAGGUAAAAAGUAAUAGAAAGCUUCACAAAUGUAACGUGUGUGACGAAUUGUUUUUAAGCAAAAAGAACUUAAACAUACACAAUAAGCUUCAUGUUGAUAAGCUCGGCUAUAAAUGCAACGUUUGUGGCAAAGGAUUUAAGGAAAAGCUUGGACUGAAGGAACACAAGUACUUACACACCGGAGAUCGUCCUUUCAAGUGUGAUGUGUGUGGUAAAGGUUUCGUGCGUAAACAGAGCCUAAUGUCCCACGUGGUCCGCCACCCGAGAGAUAUUCCUUUACGCAAAUGUGAUGUGUGUGGCAGAGAAUUUGAUACCGAUCGUUGCUUGAACGAUCAUUCAAAAUUACUAACAUGCGAUAUCUGUGCGAAAACGUUUUUUCAGAAGAACCACUUGAUAGCACAUAUGAACUGUCACACUAAAAUCAAGCAGAACAGAGAGGAAAUAGUUGCGGAUGUGUCUUCCGAGCAAGCAAUCGCUUCAGUACGGCCAUACAAGUGUAGCAUUUGUGGAAAACGUUACACCCAGAAAAAACAUCUUACCAGGCACUCCUGGAAGCAUCUCAUCGAACGUCCCUUCAGUUGCGAAAUCUGUGGCAAAAAAUUCAUGUACAAUCAAGACAUUACCAAGCAUAUGCUUAUACAUACGAAAAAUUACGAUCAUGUUUGUGAUGUUUGUGGAAAAGGAUUCUAUUCGCCGUGCUACUUGAAAAGGCACAAAGUCUCCCAUAGCGGCGAGCGAUCGCACAAAUGCACUGAAUGCGAUAAAGUUUUCAUGGAUAAAUAUUGUCUGAAAACACACAUGCUACUUCAUACAGAUUCGCCGUACCAGUGUGAUCUAUGUGACAAAAAAUUUGCCCAAAAAAGCACACUACUCGGUCAUCUUCGAGCACAUACCGGAGAGCGGCCUUUCAGUUGCGACAUCUGUGGUAAAGAUUUUCGCUUGAAUAGCCAUCUCAAAUUUCACAUGUCCAUCCAUACGAGAGAGUUUCUGUAUAGCUGUGAGGUGUGUAAAAAAGGUUAUAAUACUAAAUAUCAAUUGCGAAAACACAUGCCCAAACAUCAAGAACCGCUGUGCAUUAGGAAAAAACUGAUAGAGAACAACGAGACAUCCAGCAGUUCGCUCGCCGAUCAGGAAAGGCCAUACGAAUGUGAACUCUGUGGCAGACGGUAUCUUCACAAACGCCAUCGCACCGCCCACAUCAAGACAAAUCACAGCGAGCAAAGCUUCCGUUGUGAUAUCUGCGAUGAAACAUUUCACAAAAAGUUUAGUUUUAACACACACAUGCUAGCCCAUACCGGUGCUUACCGGUUCAAAUGCAGUGUGUGCGGUAAAGGAUUCACUACUAAUUCAAGCCUUAUAUUGCACACACGGAUUCAUACCGGCGAGCGACCAUACGAAUGUACGGUGUGCGAAAAACGUUUCCAAACGAAGGGUAACUUAGCAAUGCACACCGUCAUUCAUUCCGGUGAACGGCCUUUCAAAUGUACUGUGUGCGACAAAGACUUCACCCAACAGUGGGUCCAUAAGAGGCAUAUGUUGCUUCACACCGGUGGUUUCCAGCACAGGUGUGACGUUUGUGAUAAAGCAUUUUUUACUGGGACUGAGUUGAUGAAACACAAGCUGAGACAUAACGACGGGACGCCACUUGUGUGAGUUUUCAGCAAACCAACUCCUGAUUGGCCGCUUUUGAGUGCAUUAAACCAAUCGGCAAGAUCCAGCGAAACAUUUUGAUCACAGAUAUUGAUAGUUUAAUCGCAAUAAAUAUGUUAACAAAA
Molecule: messenger RNA, 1964 nt
Organism: Malaya genurostris
Lineage: Eukaryota; Metazoa; Arthropoda; Insecta; Diptera; Culicidae
Product: gastrula zinc finger protein XlCGF57.1-like
Exons: 4
Coding region: 40-1842 (600 amino acids)
Biological process (GO): regulation of transcription by RNA polymerase II
Cellular component (GO): chromosome
Molecular function (GO): chromatin insulator sequence binding
Source: RefSeq, a predicted model, not a curated record